Messenger RNA from Penicillium lagena, 915 nucleotides. RefSeq lists its product as uncharacterized. The coding region runs from base 1 to 915 and encodes 304 amino acids. The transcript has a single exon. NCBI's taxonomy places the organism in Eukaryota, Fungi, Ascomycota, Eurotiomycetes, Eurotiales, Aspergillaceae. The record is from RefSeq and is a predicted model, not a curated record.
AUGGUCAGUUGUGGCGCUGAUCAACUCGAUUCCUGGACUGUGCACUUGGACGGUGCCACUGCCCUUAUAGCUCAGUCCACAUUUCGUCAAAACCUUAACGCAAUAGACCAUAAGGCGCUCCUGCAGUUCUCCUAUGUAUCGAUCGUCAAAUCUUUCCUGGUCCCGGGCAAGAUCCCUAUGUAUCUGGUGCACUGGUCUCCCAAUUCGAUCACCGCCCCCCCAGAGGAACAACCGGCGGUGUGUCUCGCCGAUAUCCUGGUGAGGUUUGUGAAAUUGAAUUUGUCAAUAUACAAUGGAUCAGAACUCGACGGUGAUCGUGUGAUCCGUGCCGCCUUAGGUUUCGAGGCAGAGCUAGACGAGUGGGAGAAGAGCGUCCCGGACAAGUUUUCAUUUGAGGUCCACGAGUCCGACAAGGCUCAAGGCACGUUCUAUGGGAAGUACCAUGUCUACAAAGAUACAUGGGCUUUUCGGAUAAUAAACCAUUUCCGCUGGGGCCGCAUGUUGGUCAACCGAAUCAUUCUCGCCCAUAACUUGCGACUACAGUACCCCACAGCAGCGGAUCUAGGUCAGCGCCAGCACUCACUGAACACUAUCUCUCGCAUGGCAGUCGACAUCUGCACCGGUGCCGCGGGCCAAAUUGCACUUUUCAAUCAAGGGAUCAAUACGGAGGACACAUCGAGUGAUUUACCACUGAACGGAGUCUUUAUGCUUCUAUUCCCGUUGGCUGUGGCUGGAGGCGCAGCCGGAGUUCCGGAGACGGUGCAUAUUUGGGUGAUGGAGACAUUAGAACACAUUGGGCGAACGAUGGGCAUCCAGCGGGCUCUGGAGCUGAAAAAACGGCUUCGUGCGAGCUGGGAAGUGGAUGAGUGGCAGAGAGACUUGGUGGAUCAUCAACAUCUUGUAGUAACUGCUUAG